UUUUAUGCACGGCAACACACAAAACUGCUGCGCGUCCAUGUCAAGAGAGUCUCUCUGGUCUCAUCUGUGUAAUACGGGAUCAAUAUAAAUUAAAAAUGCGGAAUCCUCACACAAAAUAAUGUUAUUUGUGUUCAAACGUCGCGUAACACAUAAACAAAAGUCGCCGUCGUGAUCUUCGUCGGUCCCGAGUGCUGCGGGAAGGCAUUCGAUCCCAGACCACUCUGAAUACAUCGCAGUAAAGAGAAAAUGAGCGAGCCAUCCUUUAUCUACAAAGUGAAGUGUUGAAUGUAAUGUAAAAACUGUGAGGUGCAUUAUGUAGUGAACAGUCAAAACUGGGUGUCUAUAGUGGCGUAUAAGCGUUGUUUGGGCGUAAUCGUGUUAUUAUGUCGACGAGAUGAUGUGGUCGCUUGUGGUGGCGGCGGCCGUCGCGCUGGCGGCGCUGAGCGCGCGCGGCGAGCAGGUGCUGCUGCUCGACACCACCACCGAGGCCACGCUGGGCUGGACGCGCUUCCCGUACGGCGCGCAGGCCAGCACCCCCGGCUGGCUCGAGGAGUCUUACACUAACUUCGAGAAGCAGAUCAACUGGCGGUCCUAUGUAGUGUGCGACGUCGCGCACCACAACGUCAACAACUGGCUGUGGACGCCGUUCAUCGAGCGCAGGAAUGCUAACCGAAUCUAUAUCGAGAUCAAAUUCACCAUUAGAGAUUGUUCCUUGUUCCCUGGCAAUGCCCUCAGCUGUAAGGAAACAUUCAGCUUGCUGUAUUACGAGUUCGACGUGGCCACGCGCGAGCAGCCGCCCUGGGAACCCGAGAGCUACAAGCUGGUGGGCCGCAUUGCUGCAGGUGAGGGUCGCUUCAACACUAACUCUGAGGUAGACAUCAACACAGAAGUCAAGAGCAUAGCCGUCACCAAGAGGGGUGUCUACUUCGCCUUUAGAGAUCAGGGCGCAUGUAUAUCAAUACUGGCAGUGAAAGUCUACUACAUAACAUGCCCGGAAGUUACAGUCAAUUUUGCCCGGUUCCCAGCGACACCUACAGGUCGUGAGGUUACUGUCAUUGAGCAAGCUAAUGGAACCUGCGUGGAGAAUGCAGAGACACCACAAGGCGAGGCCCCUCCAUUGUACUUGUGCAAGGGUGACGGCAAGUGGACGAUACCCACUGGCUCCUGUAAAUGCCGAGCUGGCUUUGAAGCCGACCUACACAACCAGGUAUGCAAUGAAUGCCCACCUGGUAAAUUCAAAUCCCAUACUGGUGAUGACCCUUGCAUCACUUGUCCUGAUUAUUCUGAAUCUACAGCAUAUGCAGCCGCUGAAUGUAAAUGUGUACCUGGUUUUUUCCGGGCCAAAAAGGAUCCUAAGAACGAGCCUUGCACUCAGCCUCCAUCUGCACCUGUUAACCUCACUGUUACUUUUGCUGACCAGUUUUCAAUAUCUCUUGCUUGGCAGCCACCUCAUAAAACUGGCGGACGUAGAGAUAUCACCUAUAGGGUUUUCUGUUCUAACUGCGGCCCUAAUAUUGAGUACAGGCCGGCUGCUACUGGAUUGAACAACACCAGAGUCACUGUUAUGGGCUUGGACCCUGUGACAGAGUACAAAUUCCAAGUUUACGCCGAGAAUGGAGUGACUGAACAGACUGGUGAAGAACCUAAGAAAGUUGAGAUAACGGCAGUUACAGAAGCUUCAGUUGUUAGUGUGGUGUCUAAACUGCGCAUUCUAAGUGUAGAAAGUGACAAGCUGUCUCUGGCAUGGAACCCACCACCUAUUGAUCUGACUGAUCCAGAUGACACUAUAGAAAGUUAUGAAGUCAAAUGUUUCCCUAAAGAUAACUUGGAGAAAAGUGCAAAUGCCACUCUCAAGAUUACUAAAGAACCACAUGUUAUUAUAACUGGUCUAAAAAGAGACACAGAAUAUGGUAUUAGAGUAAGGGCUAAGAUGAAGCGUGGUUGGGGUGAAUUCAGUGGUAUAGUGUACGCCAGGACUGGAUCAGUGCUGGAGACAACCUUCGUAGGUGAAGAGGAAGGCGCACAAGUGCGACUAGUAGCCGGCGUUAUGGUAGCGGUGGUGGUGCUGUCAGUAGUCGCCAUCAUAGCCACAGUGUUGUUCCUACGCUCCCGCACUGACGAUGAAUGUGAUAAGAAACAGCCGAGUGACUGCAACGCCCUUAAUUACCGAAACGGAGAAGUGUACACAGGUCCCGAGCGGCCUGCUAAGACGAGCAGUAACGCUACCACACCAUUGUUCGCUGGGACCGGCUCCAGAACUUAUAUUGACCCUCACACGUAUGAAGACCCCAACCAAGCAGUACGGGAGUUCGCUCGAGAAAUUGAUGCAUCUUGCAUUACUAUAGAGGCGAUUAUCGGCGGAGGUGAAUUUGGAGAUGUCUGUCGAGGAAAACUGAAGCUGCCAGCUAGUUGCGGCCAAGAAAUCGAUGUUGCCAUCAAAACUCUUAAACCAGGCUCCACGGAACGAGCGAGACGUGAUUUCCUUGCUGAAGCUUCGAUAAUGGGACAAUUUGAACACCCGAAUGUUAUCUUCUUACAAGGAGUCGUAACCAAAUGCAAUCCAAUAAUGAUAAUAACGGAGUUUAUGGAGAAUGGCUCCCUAGACACAUUCUUGAGGGCCAACGAUGGAAAGUUCCGUGUGGUGCAGCUAGUUGGCAUGCUACGCGGCAUCGCGACCGGGAUGCAGUAUUUGUCUGAAAUGAACUAUAUUCACCGUGAUCUGGCAGCUCGUAACGUACUCGUCAAUUCGCAACUCGUGUGCAAAAUCGCUGACUUCGGUUUGUCACGAGAGAUAGAGUCGACCGCUGACGGAGCAUACACGACCCGUGGCGGGAAGAUCCCGGUACGGUGGACUGCUCCAGAGGCCAUUGCCUUCAGGAAGUUCACGUCUGCCAGUGAUGUGUGGUCCAUGGGUAUUGUCUGCUGGGAGGUUAUGAGUUUCGGUGAACGGCCGUAUUGGAACUGGAGUAAUCAGGACGUGAUUAAGUCCAUAGAGAAAGGUUAUAGACUACCGGCACCAAUGGACUGCCCCGAAGCGGUAUAUCAGUUGAUGCUCGACUGUUGGCAGAAAGAGCGUACGCACCGUCCCACGUUUGCGAGCAUCGUAAAAACUUUAGAUAAGCUGAUCCGCUGUCCGGACACAUUGAGGAAAAUUGCACAGAAUCGAUCUGCCGACCCGUUGGCGGGCGAUACUCCUGACUUGAUCCAAUUUUCGUCAGUAGAGGAGUGGCUGGAGUGCAUCAAGAUGUCGCGGUACAUCGAGAAGUUCCGCGCGGCGGGCAUCCUCGACAUGGACGCCGUAGUGGACCUGACGGUGCACCAGCUGGCGUCGCUGGGCGUCACCCUCGUCGGCCACCAGAAGAAGAUCAUGAACAGCGUGCAGAGCAUGCGCGCUCAGAUCCGCGGCAGUGGCCCCUACGGCUUCCUCGUGUAAGUGACUGUCCAGCCGCCGGUUCUAAGUGGACUUGAUCUCGACGUGCAGCUGUGCAAGUGAUCUUUAAUGAUAAAAUGAUGCAUUUUGUAUAUUUUUCUAAAAAACUGCCAUAGAGUUUAGAUAUAGGAGUAAAGGACUUCUUUUCAUAGUGAUGUUAAGGAAAUUUAUUUAUGAUAUUGUGCUGUUUAUAUUUCUUUUUUACUGUUUUUAUGAAACUGUUGUAUUUGUUUAGUGGUAAUGCUUGAGUGACAGGUACUGAAUUGCCGGCCUAAUUUCAAGACUACUGACAUCCACUUGUGGAAGCUUUAUGACUACCGUUAUAUAGGUACUAUACAACGAAAGAUUUAAUUCUAAUUUUAUUUUGAUAAUCAAAAUUAAUAUAUCCCACUCCGGGCUGAGCAUAGAAAUAAAGAAAUUUAUUUAAAGAGAAAUUAUGAGGUGAUAAAUUUAUUUUUAGUUAAUUGGUAGCCAGUGUAGCAUACAUGAAAACAUUAUUUACGUAUGUAGACUGAUGAAUUAAUUUUAUUAAUAUUGUGUACUUAUAACUUUGAUACAUUCUCUUUACGCUUUUGAAGCUUGUUGUAUAAGUUUCUAAUAACACAAAACAUACAAUUAUGAAGACACUGUCACGUCAUAGUCAGGAAAAUUUUACGAUUUAUGUAAAGAUAAGAUAUGUCUAAAUUGUAGUUAGCCAAUUUUUCUGUAAUCUUUUGGAAGAAUAUUAUGUGUAUAUUCAAGAAAAUUUUAACAGAGUCAAAGUGUUUGCUGAGUGUGUGUCACCUAUUCUAUAAUAGGUUUAACUGACACAGCUUUGAAAUAUUCGUUGUAGGUUGGCUAGGGCAGAAAGCUGACAACAAGUAAAGCCUGUUAUAGAAUAUUCAAAGCUUAUUUAUGCUGAACCUCAAAAAUUGUGAUUGAACUGAAGUACUUAACUAAUUUAAUAGAUUGUCACAAAAUUGCAUUUAAGUUCAUACAUAUUUACUCCUUUAACAUCCAUGUACAUAAGUUUGAAUUAUUUAGUGUUAAAUUGCUUUAAAAUGUAUCUCAAAAAAAUAUUUUUUAAUUUUUUGGUUUGGUAAGGGUGGAGACACAUGAGUACCUCGAUUUUAUUUUCAACAUUUGGCAGCUAAAUAAAAGACUGAUUUACAUUUUCAUUAUCAGGUUUAAGUUUUAUAUCAAAGUUCUGACAAUAAGUACAAGCUUCAUUAUCAGUAGGUACUUACAUUUUACUUACCUUAGAUCAUUUUUAGUCUAAUAUGAAUCACCAAUUUUAUUUAUCAUACAAACAUGCACACUUGACUCAGAUAAUGAUGCCCAGUUCUCAUGUCUCGUUAUGAGUCAUCUGAUGAGUUUUUUUAAGAAUUUUGGACACUGCCAUAGGUGGUAAUAAGGCCAAGAUACAGUCAACGUUAUAAUUAUUUUAAAACUUAUUAUCUUUGACACACAGAUCUCACAAGAAAUGCCUCAUGUUGAACUUAAAUUGGAGUGUCUCGUCUGCACCCGGCCUUACACUGCCUGUAAAUGUUAACAAUGCUAGAAUUAAUUUUAUUUUAAAAAGAAAUUGGUUUAUAGUUGUACCUAUUGUGAAAUGCCAAUAUAGUUUUAAGUGCUUUGCUUCAAAACUUGUGAUGUUACAAAGCGAAUGUAUGUAGAUGUUUUGUGCUUGGCGCGCUCCACAGCUAGCGAUAGACUUGACUACUGCCGUCUACACCACGUACUCUACUAUUUAAUCAGUGAUUUUGUAUUCAGUUUAUAAUCGUUUAUUCGUAAUUUAAGAUGUUAAGUUCAUAUUUUUAUACAAACGUAAUAUUAUGUGGUGGCAGCUAGUUGGUCAAUUCACAUUCAUGAUCAUUAAAAUUGCUCAAUUAUCAAAUUCAUCUUGUACAUUUGACAAUUACAGAUAUCUAUAGCAUUUUAUUGAUAGCUGAAAACAGCAAUUUUACUCAUGUUUUUCAGGAAACACUUAUUAUUUUGAUAAUAUAAGUUUAUUUAACAUUGUCAUUUGUGUAUAUUGACUGAUUGCAUUUAUUUUUGUGUGAAACAUUUUGCAACUGCGAUUUGCGAGCGGGGUUUUAUUUUAUAGAAAGUUAAUUUGAUAUCUUGCGCCCAACUUACUGUGCUCACUCACGAUCAUCAUUUAUUAAUUACUUAGUAGCGGUCACUACAUCUGCACAUAGCUAAAUAAUACCAGUGUUUAAAAAAUAAAUUUUAAACUUAUCCUCAUUAAAUUCGGGCCUUUGUCACUAACACAAUGUUCCAAAACCGCAUCCAAUUUAGGAGCGAGGCUGCACAUUACAUAUGCAAAUUAUCUGCGACUUAACUUUAAUAACAUAUUUAUAAAAGAGGUUUGUGUGCAUCGGCUCAGGUAGUGGAACCCGUUUCGUUUGUUUGAGCAUCGCGUGCUGAUCUUAAAUAGCGUUUUUCCGGCGCAAUGCUAGCUUCAUACGGUGUGUUUAUCUCAGUUUUAUAACGUACGCUGAACUAUUUCGAUUCUACUGUCUGUUUAUUUUCUCUUCUUUGUCUAUUGGUUACAUAAACUGGAUUUAUUAGUGUGUUUCCUUGCGUUUGAAGUAAGCAGAACUUCGAACCGAUAUGAGACUCGUAUCGUGAACUGCAUACCUAAGGAGAAAGGUUAUAUCUGCUAGGUAGUUGGUUUGCCACAUUAGUGACGUCAUCCCGUGUCGUUCGCGGUGCAUCAAAAUACAUCGGCCAUGACAAACGGAGAAUAAGUAUCUAUAAACGUAAUUAAAAUUUAAAAUCCAUUUUCCAAUGAUUGAAUGUUUUUGACCUGUAGAGUAGGUACACAUAUUAUCUUGGGUAAAUUUAAUUUUGAAGUAAACGUGUCAUUUCAAUUUAAUUUUCAACUACUAUCCUAGCUACUAUAUAGCUUCAAGUAAAUAUCCACCAUUUCAGUUUUAAUGCUAGGGUAUGACGAACGCCCUUUGAUCCAAAUUAUAGUAAUUAUACAUACAUAGUAUAUACAUGUGUAUGUGUGCGCAACUCGAGUCUCCGGCUCACGUCAAAGGUCGUGUAAUCUCUGCCAAAAAAUGCAUCAGUUUUUUUCCGCGACGCGUGGUCAAGUGGCCCAGUCUGCGUCCUUUUGACGCUCCUGCAUGCCACGAGCGCUUGCACUGACGAACAUAGUUUCACUUAUCUUGUUUUAAAACAUUCUACUUUUAAAAAAUCGAGUGUCUGAUCACUUCUAUUUAAAUUCGACGUCUUUGAACUUGACUCCGAUAAAUUAUACUUGUCUAUUAUUAAUGUCAUUUGCGUGCGACGUCUCAAUAGAUUUUCUAGUGCCGUUUUAUUAAAAAUGGAGCCCUGUCUCUAUUAUUGAAAUCUUAUUUUAACAAGUAUAUAUAAAUUUAACUCCAUUUGCCUGUGAUGUUUUAUGUCGAAGGAUAACCCAAGGCCACAUUUAAGCCAUGUGGUUUGAUUAGCCGUAAAGCGUGCCUGGGACGUUAGUAGGGGAGAGCAUUUUAAGCUCCUACAGUAAAUCAAUAUCAGACAGUCGUCAUUAGGCAAUAAAUAUUUAGCUUCAGACAGUCAUUGUUGUAGGUAUUCAGUGCAAUGCAGUUUCUAGCUUAUGCGAUCUGGCUUGCUAAAUAAACCACGCAUCACGUGGUAUAUUUUUUCUCGCGUAUACCACCCUUGUUCUCUCGUUUAAUGUCAUCCCGGGCAAGAGAUGAGCUGAGCGUGUUACCAGAUCAGCAGAUACUCUCAGACAGUGUUUCUGCAAUAAUAACUAAUUUAAAAAAAGAAAAGAUCAAUCCGGUUAUCCUAUUCCUGUACGUUCGCGGAUCUAUGCUAUUUUCGUACUAUUCUGUCUCUUAUCUCUCUGCAUAUUUAAGGGCGCCGAAAACGGCUCUCCGAAUUCUAUACUCGAUUUGGCUUUUUAAAUUGUCGGGCUAAAAUAGAGGCACUUUGACUGACAAAAUAUUUUUAACAAUGUUGCCUACGUAAAGAUGCAGUAAAGCUAAGUAAAUAACAUCUUGUUUGCCAUAACCGUGAGAGAAUCGAGUCGCGGGUUCUGUGCAAGAGCACGCAUUAUUUCGCAAAUUGUCACGGGUUUCAGUCGCUGGGAGGCGCGUGCGUCGCGACCUCGGUGGUCCUAAUGCCGCCAUUUUGUCUCCGUCAAAAGCCGCGCGAAUACUAAAUAUUGUCUUAGUUUACACCUCCAUUGAAACCUAGUAUUGUCUGGACCGUUAGUUUAAUCCUAAACUUUAUAUUCUGAAUUAUCAUUAGAUAUCGAAUAUAUAAAAUACGCAUUUUUACCGUCCGCAGCCCAAAAGUCAAAAUUCUAAGAUCAUUCCGGAUUAUCAUAUAGGUCACAACUGUUUUUGGCCAUUUGAUUUUUUAUCAAGUGGUUUUGACCCCAAUGAUGUGUUAUCAUGCCUAUACGUAACAGUUUUUAUCUAAUUUCCGCAUCCGCUUAACUAUUUAUUAAAAUUAAUUAAUCUCUAUAGAAUGGACUGUAUGGCGGUCCUUUGGUACGCGGCAUAAAAUAUAUUGCUAUUGAGCGAGUUAUAUUUCAAUCAUAUUAAUCCUUUUGUUGGUAAUUAAAAUAACGCUGGAUAAAGGAAAAUGCAAUUUUAUAUUUUUCAUAUCUUUUUUAAUUACACGUUUGCAUUGCUUCACAAUAAUUUUCCCAAAGCCGGUUAUAUGUAAUAAUAUUGCGAGAGUAAAUUCAUUUCGAAGUUUUUAAUCCCGAAAACCAAUUUACAUGUGUAUUCAAUUUCGAUAUCAAAUAUAAUGUUUCUGGGAAAUUAUUUAAAACUGAGUGUUUACGUAGCACGAGCUAUUAACGUGAAUUCAGUGUAGUUUUAAUCCCUGUUCCGUAAUUCGUAAACGAUAUAUUCAUUUCUGUGUAAAAGCAUUCCCUAUUCACGUGUUUCUGUGAACAAUUUGGACGGGUUGCACCGUGUAACAAGGGUGAAAUUCUAUCAAAAGGUUUCGCACACAUUUGUUGGCCAACCACAAAUGUGGCCGAACUCGAACCAUUCCAUGGAGUUCACCUUUGUUGCGCAUUUCUCGAAUCAAACGGGCGUUGCGUACAAUUGUUUGUGUGCUUUGGACAGUCGAUCAGAUGAACCGUUUGUGCUGCACCCUGUGUGCCACAGUGAACAUUCCACUUAACCGAUAACCAGCCGUUGAAUUUCCGCUAAUAGAUCAAAUUAAAUUGUUUAUCAUAACGUUUUAACGGUUCAAUCCACACUCCACAUUCAUAUUUAAAAGAUAUUAAAAAUUAUCUCUUUAUUUUAAAAAAUAUUAUAAGCUAUCAAUAAGGCUCGGUCAAAAGCUCAGUCUUUAUUCCUAUAUCAUAUCGGAUGGAAAAACGUAUGAGCUAGGGUGCCUGGUCACGUGGUAGUAUUCGGGAGCGUUACCGCAGGCGGCUUUGACAGGCCUCCGCUUUGUGCAACGUAACCGCGCUUGUUAAAUCGAACGUAUCGGAAUAGAUUGUAUGUCAUCCGCACUGCCUGUCAGGUGAACGGGCUCGCUGAAAUUCUAACUUCGAUUUGAUGGAUCAAGUUUAGAUUUUCAAUCUAUACACUAGCUAAAUUGGCAAACCUCUUCGUGCUCUCGUAGAUGAAGACGUCACUGGGAUAGUUAACAUGUUUAUUUUAACUCUAGUUAUUCCACGCGAUUCCACCAACGUACCAAGAGAACUUCUUCCCAUACCCGGAAAAAGACUUUUAUGUCCUUUUUUAAGAUCUAAACUAGCCGUGUACCAAUUUUUAUUUAAAUCGGUUCUGUAGGCGCGAAAGCCAGACAGAUUAAUUAAAACCUAUGCUGAAAAUCUGAAAAUGAAAUACGUCCUAUUGAAAUAUAAAGUCGUUUGCUCAAUUGCAUAUUGGUUGGUACCUAAAUCCAAUUUCCCGGCCACGCGUGUUACCUGUCCAAUUCAAUAAAUCAAUCAAUUCCGCGGAAUGGCAUUGCCUGGUGCGGGUGACAAUAUGCCCGAUAUCCAUCCACUACCGAUUACCUCUCAACCAUUGUACGCAUUCUAUUCGGCUAAUUGAAUAUUGUUAUCUAUAGGAAUUACUGCUUUUUAAUUGAAAGGUAUUAAAAAAACUUUAAAAAUAAAACCCCGCUCGCGAAUUUCUAAGACAGUCGUGCUGUGGUCGUUAUUGGUACGUAUAACAGACCAUGAGAUGUGGUCUUUUGCCAAUAAGUUUUCUGCAAGCUUAAGUUAUAUAUUGCAUUUGAAAACGCCAUAUGUGUACAACUUGCUACUUGCUCCCUCAUCUCUGCUUGAGGUCUCUUAUCUGUGCCAAAUGACUCCACAUUAUUCUGUCCUAACUGUAUUUAAUAUGCCUAUAAUAUUUAUAAAAAACUUGAUAUAAAAACGUUUAUUUUCAAUAUAUAUUGUCUUCCAUGUAUUUGUUCGAUGAUGGUUCAACAGAUAUUAAUCAAUAAAAUACAAUUUAUUUAAAUCGUUCCAUUGAAAAAUUUCGAUGGUCCAAUUAAUCGUUUUCCUCGUAAUAUAACUGAUACUCAUGUAACAUAUGAAUGCAAAAUUAUUUGAAAAAACUAUUUGAAUAUUGAGUCGAGUGUAUGCUUUCACGACUGACUGAACAGAGAAAAACUCUCAUACGAUUUGUAAUUAAAAGUAUAGCUGCAAUCGUGUGUAAAAACUUGUGUACCAAUCAACAAUAUUUUUUCAUAAAAAUCAUCUCUUUUUGAAGUACUUGUAAAUUGUGAAAUAUUGUGCCACUCGAAACAGUACACUGAUUUUAAUAAAAACGUUGUUAAUUGCAGUAAAUAUUUAUCCUUUGUUUUUGUAUACGGCACACAAUGUUUUACACUUGAUUUAGUUUGUACGUAAGUGUUUGCCAUUCUAACGGUACUCUAAACACAGACAUGAAUGAAACAUUAUUUUUGGCUAAGUGUUAGAUAAUACUUCAAAAGGGAACUAUAAGCAAUAAUAUAUGAACCCCGAGACCUCGUACUAAUUAUAAGUGGAGUGCGGAGUUCGCUCCGAACGUCUGGUUAAUUUUUAACUAUUGCUAAGAGUCUGCACUCCGUUUGUUUUUAAAACGGCUUCCGAAGUCUGAGCGUCUUUAUUUAAAACUUCAUUAGAUAUUGAUACGUUGACUCUUUGAUAGCUUAAACGUCGUCUGAUUCCAAUGAGUUUGUUUUUAAAAAGGUUUUAUUAUUUUUAAAUUGCGGUAAAAGCUACUUGAGCUGUAAACGAUUGAAAUAGCUCUGAUUACUAACCACAUGCUAACCUUUGUGUAAUUAUAGCAAGGUUAGUAGUAUUGUGCAUAAUGAUGGUUUAUCCUAAUAAUGGGUAAUUUCAAACUAUAGUAGAAGUAUCAAUGCAUGCUUUUCUGAAAUUAACCCUAUUAACAAAAUGCGGUCCUCAUAUUUUGCAUACUCAACUCCUUUUAGCGCCCGGUCAUUAGGCCAAUGCUCAACUUGUGAACCAGCAAUUUUAAAAUUUUAUCGACUCUCUAAGAUUAGAAAAGCCGUUUUAAAAGAACAGCAGCCUUAUGAGACAUGUCUGUGUUUUGAUUCUUUAACUAAUUAGUGCCGAUGACAUUAUCAGAAGUACUCUACGUUACUUACGCCAUUAUAUCUUGCCUUGCAAAUACUAUGUUUCACAUUCUUAUCAUUCCUUGCCAUUUUGUACUGAUUUAUUGUAAACUUACCCGUUCUGUUGUAUAAUCCAUGUUCGUAAAAAACAAAUAGUUUAUUAUCUGCACAAUUGUGGUCAUAUCCACCAUUUUGUAUUCCCAUUUUACUGUGAUCUUAUGUAUUUAUAGUAGACAUAAUUAGGAUUGCCUUCAUGCCACGAUCACACCAAUUCAUAGUUCAUACUUAUAAAUCAUUAAGUAUAUAGAAGUUUAUAUCUACAUCUAAUUUUAUUCAUGAAUUUUUGACACUUGAAAUAUUUAAUAGUACAUUUCAUAUAUAGAUAUAAUUCGAUCACUUUCAUGGCAACUUUUUAUAUUCAAGGACGCUAUUCAUUGCCUAAUAUAGGGUUAAUUAGCAAUAAUCAUUUAUCGCAGGAUGGUCAAGUAGAGGCGAUACAAAUAAAAAUAUUUUUACAACAAAUGCCACCAGAUAUUUUUCUAUAAAUCUUAUAUUGGAACCUGGCAAUUUUGCACCCUUUGCUGUGCAUUCAUUGGACCCCAUGUAACCCACUAGUCGAUCUUCUAGCGUCCACAUUUAUACAUUAACCUGGAAACAUUCAUCUCUAUGUUAGAUAUUUGGCCUCGGCCCAGCAAUAUCACCACCGAGAGUCAUCCCCACAUGAAUAAUCUCGGUUGCGUGAGCCGUGAGCGCCACAACUUUUUU
Molecule: messenger RNA, 11734 nt
Organism: Helicoverpa armigera (cotton bollworm)
Lineage: Eukaryota; Metazoa; Arthropoda; Insecta; Lepidoptera; Noctuidae
Gene: Eph
Product: ephrin type-B receptor 2
Exons: 1
Coding region: 395-3433 (1012 amino acids)
Biological process (GO): ephrin receptor signaling pathway; axon guidance; protein phosphorylation
Cellular component (GO): plasma membrane; dendrite
Molecular function (GO): protein binding; ATP binding; transmembrane-ephrin receptor activity
Source: RefSeq, a predicted model, not a curated record